AACAGGUAUCAUCUUGGUAUGGUCAUUAAUUCUAAACCAAAUUUCUGAAUUGCUUUUGGUUGCAGAAAUAUUAAGAAUCUUGCAUAUUAUGGAAAUCAUCCUUUGCCGUGUUUCACCUGUUGAUCCUUCCUCUAAGAUAAAUUGUUCUGUGGUUUGUUGAUGGUAUCUGGAUUACCUGUUUUCUGCAUCAUUUUCAAAAAUUUAGAGUUAGCUUAUUAUUUUUAAUUGACUCUUGGAUGACAGUUUAUAUGCCAGUAGUGCAGGAUUUGUCUUUCUUGCAUUUUAUUAACUGGAAUUCAGGUUCAGAGAGGAAUUAGAGGAAAAGAAAGGACAGGAUUUAUUUCUCUCACACAAAAACACGCCCAAUCUAAGGACUGCCCCGUGAGGCCUAGCAAAGAGAGAGCGCCGGAAUCUCCUGAUGACUGUUCGAGUGGAGGAAGUCCUCCACUUGAUGGAGAGGAGGUUGGGUGCUGGUAAGUAGCCCACAGUCAGCAGGCUUUCUGUCACAGAAAGAGAGAAUAAAAGUCUGUUUGUUGUUGUUGUUGUAUCAAGGCAGGCCCAUGCUUCUGAAUGCUUCCCUUUGUAGGUGCAUAGAGUAUCUCCAGAGGGAUUUUCAAGGACCUGGUGCUAGCAGUUGUCUGCGGGGAGCUGAAGAAGGAGGAAGAUUUGUUUUUCAUCGUUGUACCCAUUUUUACUGUUUGCAUUAUUUACUUUGAUUGGUUGCCGUGGUCCCUACUGCUUUUCUCGCUCAUGUGUGACACAGGGGCCUUCUAUGUUCCUGGGGUCGCACCAAUCAACUUCCACCAGAAUGAUCCCGUUGAGAUCAAGGCUGUGAAGCUCACCAGCUCUCGCACCCAGCUACCUUAUGAAUACUACUCGCUGCCCUUCUGCCAGCCCAGCAAAAUAACCUACAAGGCAGAGAAUCUGGGAGAGGUGCUGAGAGGGGACCGGAUUGUCAACACCCCUUUCCAGGUUCUCAUGAAUAGUGAGAAGAAGUGUGAGGUUCUGUGCGGCCAGUCCAACAAGCCAGUGACCCUGACCGUGGAGCAGAGCCGGCUCGUGGCUGAGCGGAUCUCAGAGGACUACUACGUCCACCUCAUUGCCGACAACCUGCCCGUAGCCACCCGGCUGGAGCUCUACUCCAACCGCGAUGGUGACGACAAGAAGAAGGAGAAAGAUGUGCAGUUUGAACACGGCUACCGGCUCGGCUUCACAGACGUCAACAAGAUCUAUCUGCACAACCACCUCUCGUUCAUCCUCUACUACCACCGGGAAGACCUGGAAGAGGACCGGGAGCACACGUACCGCGUCGUCCGCUUCGAGGUGAUUCCCCAGAGCGUCAGGCUGGAGGACCUCAAAGCAGACGAGAAGAGCUCAUGCACCCUGCCUGAGGGUACCAACUCCUCGCCCCAAGAAAUUGACCCCACCAAGGAGAAUCAGCUGUACUUCACGUACUCUGUGCACUGGGAGGAAAGUGACAUCAAGUGGGCCUCUCGCUGGGACACUUACCUCACCAUGAGUGAUGUGCAGAUCCACUGGUUUUCUAUCAUUAACUCCGUCGUGGUGGUCUUCUUCCUGUCAGGCAUCCUGAGCAUGAUUAUCAUUCGGACCCUGCGGAAGGACAUCGCCAACUAUAAUAAGGAGGAUGACAUUGAGCUGCCUCCUCGGAGCCCAGGAAGAGCCUCACUGUCUGGCCCUUUGCUGCAGGAAGACACCAUGGAAGAGUCUGGCUGGAAGCUGGUGCACGGUGACGUCUUCAGGCCCCCGCAGUACCCCAUGAUCCUUAGCUCCCUGCUGGGCUCGGGCAUUCAGCUCUUCUGUAUGAUCCUCAUUGUCAUCUUUGUGGCCAUGCUCGGGAUGCUGUCACCCUCUAGCCGGGGAGCACUCAUGACCACGGCCUGCUUCCUCUUCAUGUUCAUGGGGGUGUUUGGUGGAUUUUCAGCUGGCCGUCUGUACCGCACUCUGAAGGGCCAUCGGUGGAAGAAAGGGGCCUUCUGCACAGCAACACUGUAUCCUGGCGUGGUUUUUGGCAUCUGCUUCAUAUUGAAUUGCUUCAUCUGGGGAAAGCACUCGUCAGGAGCGGUGCCCUUUCCCACUAUGGUGGCCCUGCUCUGUAUGUGGUUUGGGAUCUCCCUGCCUCUGGUCUACCUGGGUUACUACUUCGGCUUCCGUAAGCAGCCAUAUGACAACCCUGUGCGCACCAACCAGAUUCCCCGGCAGAUCCCUGAACAGCGGUGGUACAUGAACCGAUUCGUGGGUAUUCUAAUGGCUGGGAUCCUGCCCUUUGGUGCCAUGUUCAUCGAGCUUUUCUUCAUCUUCAGUGCGAUCUGGGAGAAUCAGUUCUAUUACCUUUUCGGCUUCCUGUUCCUCGUCUUCAUCAUCCUGGUGGUGUCCUGUUCACAGAUCAGCAUUGUCAUGGUGUACUUCCAGCUGUGUGCAGAGGAUUACCGCUGGUGGUGGAGGAAUUUCCUAGUCUCCGGGGGAUCUGCAUUCUAUGUCCUGGUCUAUGCCAUCUUUUACUUUGUUAACAAGCUGGACAUCGUCGAGUUCAUUCCCUCUCUCCUCUACUUUGGCUACACGGCCCUCAUGGUCCUGUCCUUCUGGCUCCUCACGGGCACCAUCGGCUUCUAUGCAGCCUACAUGUUUGUCCGCAAGAUCUACGCUGCUGUGAAGAUAGACUGAUGGGGGUGGACCAUGGUCUGGCCCACUGCAUCCACGGACAGGAAGCCGCCCUGCACAGGGAACUGCAGGCACGUAAAAUAAAACAACUCCUGCUCGUUUGGAAUGUAACUCCUGGCACAGUGUUCCUGGAUCCCGGGUCUGCGUGGGGGGCGGGAAGGCCUGUAGAUAAAUCUUGCAUUUUUCUUCAUCAUCUUAUUGCAGUUCUAUGGGGGAUGAGUUUUUUGUGGGUUGUUUUUCUUCAGUGCUAAGGAAGUUCCCUCCAGCAGGAACUCUCGGACCUGUUUAUUCAGGUGUAUUUUUGGUUUGGGGUUUUUUUCCCUUAGUUUUUUUUAACAAUUGGAUCCAGGAUGGAUAAAUCCACCGAGACACUGGGUUCUGGUCACUGUCUCCACCUCAGUUCCUCAGGGCUGUUGGCUACCCCACAACUAACUGGAAGAGGAAACGCCGGGGCUUCAGGGAGGUUUCUGAGCCUCUCAUUGCCCAUCCUCACCAUUGAUGCCGCAACAAAGCACAGCUCAGCCCAGACUCGCAUCCUCAGUGCCAACCAGCCUCUUCCAGCCCCUUCCCCUCCCUAUUCCUUCCUCCCUAGCCUCCUCCCAGGGCUGCUCAAAGCAGGGCUCCCCACCAGGCCUCUGGUCAUCUUGUCACUGGGAGCAAGCCCAGAUCUUGGUUGAGCCAAGGAAAUCCCCCAGAAGUACUGGGCGCCAAGUGCCCCAGGACAGCAGGAAUCGCCCCUGCUCAGAGCAGCAGGAGUUUGCUGGACCAGAGGAGAGACUUGGAAUGAACUGUCUUUCGUGCCAAGAAACCCUGGAUCUGGGGUCAAGUAUUUCCAGAGCCAAACCAAGCAUUCACACGUCUGUCUGGAUGAGGGUCCUCACCCCUCAGAUUGCUCCUCAGCCCCUUCCUGGGUUGGGCGGGGAGGGGGAUGUGCUGCUGUUUGCAGUGUGUGCUGAUGGGAACCCUCUCCUCCCCCACUUCCAGGGCAGGACAAGGCCUGGAGACCUCAGAUCUCCUCUUUCGGUGGCUGGGAAGAGGCAUUCUGUCUUGACAUCCCCCAGCCUCAGUGCCCACACACAGCUCUUUUAGCCAGACCCUGCCCCUUCACUUCCUGUCUGAGCUCUUGCCUCCUUUAGGGAACACCCAGAACACUACCUGUAAGAAGGAGAGUGGAAAGUAACUUGUGUCCUUCCUUCCCCGAGUCCCAGGAAGAAGCAAGGAGCCUAAGUUAGAAAGAGGAGCUGACACGGAUACCUGGCUUCUUCAUUGGCGCCCCCUCUUCCUAACCCCUGACCUCCCCCAUGCCUGUCACAGACCUUUGCUCUCAAGUUGCAAGAGACCAAACAUACCCUGGGGUCAGGGUUUAAGUAACAGCCACUCACCCUUGCUCCAGCCCCAUUAGGACCCCCACCACAAGACAAAGCUCAGGAUGCUGGCUAAGCUAGGAACAUACCCCCCUCACCCCCACCCCCAGAUUCUCCCAGCAGCCCUCACCAGCUCCAGCAGUCAAACCAGUGAUUUUCUCAACCUUGCCUCACAGUGACUCCGCAGUACCAAGCGGCGUCCACCAAGAAUCAGGUUGGAGGAAAGGGAACCCAAGCAGUAGAGUAUGAUAAUGGAGUCUUGUUCAUUCACAUCUUGAAUUUUUUUCCCUAACAGAUUCUUUUGGGGGGGAGUGAGUAAACAGACUCCUCAUCAAGGGUUCAGACAUCAAUUUUUCUGACUUUUUUAAUCAUCAUCAUUUUUUUUAAUUAAAAGAUGCCUGUAUGCCUUUUUUUGGUCCAAUUGUAAAUAAAUAUGUCAUUGUCCUGUU
Molecule: messenger RNA, 4492 nt
Organism: Bubalus bubalis (water buffalo)
Lineage: Eukaryota; Metazoa; Chordata; Mammalia; Artiodactyla; Bovidae
Gene: TM9SF4
Product: transmembrane 9 superfamily member 4
Exons: 18
Coding region: 751-2682 (643 amino acids)
Biological process (GO): protein localization to membrane
Cellular component (GO): membrane
Source: RefSeq, a predicted model, not a curated record